CGGCCCGGCUCCGCGCCGCCGUCCCUCGCCUCCUCGCCUCCUCGCCUCCUUGCGGCGCGAUGGCCUCGCUCCGAGCGGAGCGCGCCGCGGGCGGCCCGCGCUUCCCUGCGACCCGCGCCGGGCGGCGGAGAACGCUCCGCCUCCUCCUGCUGCUGGGCGUUGUUCUAAAGCCCCAGGAGUCCCUGGCUCAGCCUCUUCCUACCCCAGGCAUCUUGAAGUCAGAAGGGAAGACAGUGGAGGAGGAGUACAAGACAUAUGUCCAACAUUGCUGGCUGCAUUAUAAGGCUUAUAUGGAUUCUAUCCAAAAGGAUUGGUGUGACUGGGCCAUGAUUAGCAGGCCUUAUAGCAGCCUGCGAGAUUGCUUGGAGCUGAAUGCUGAAAAGUUUGGCCUGGGCUUCCCCAAUCCCUGGGCCGAGAGGAUCAUCUUUGACACUCACCAGAUCCACUUUGCCAACUGCUCCCUGGUGCAGCCCACCUUCUCUGACCCCCCAGAGGAUGUGCUCUUGGCCAUGAUCAUAGCCCCCAUCUGCCUGAUCCCCUUCCUCGUCACCCUUGUUGUAUGGCGGAGUAAAGACAGUGAGGCCCAGGCCUAGGGUGGCACAAGCCUCUCAGUGGCUGGCUUCCUCCUCUCCCCUACCCCCACCAAGUCUCUCUCCUCCCUUCCCUACCCUCUUCUCUCACUCCUAUCCCCACUGCAGGUUCUUGGAUUGGUGGAAAUGAAGCUGGUGGGGUCAUGGCACAAGCUUUGCAAUCUUCAAAAUAAACUUUUUUUUUUUUUUUAA
Molecule: messenger RNA, 782 nt
Organism: Choloepus didactylus (southern two-toed sloth)
Lineage: Eukaryota; Metazoa; Chordata; Mammalia; Pilosa; Megalonychidae
Gene: RAMP2
Product: receptor activity modifying protein 2
Exons: 4
Coding region: 60-593 (177 amino acids)
Biological process (GO): angiogenesis; intracellular protein transport; protein localization to plasma membrane
Cellular component (GO): cell surface; signaling receptor complex; membrane
Molecular function (GO): coreceptor activity
Source: RefSeq, a predicted model, not a curated record